AUGUCACAGCAACAUCUCGAGACACCUUCAUUCGACAAUAACUUAGAUAGAGGAAGAGAUUUCGCAAAAGAAACACAACUACAACAACAAAAACAAGAACAAGCAGAAGAAGAAGAAGAAGACUUUCCGUUCCCUGUAUCUAUAUCAACUACCGACUUCAAAAACUUCAACAACGACCCCGGUGCAAUUGAUCAAUUUCUCUAUAAAUCGCAUCGGUUCACGUCCCUCGAUGUUCUAAUCAAAGAGCUAAAACAACUUUCAUCCACAUUGAAUCAGAACCUACUAGAUAUAGUCAACCACGACUAUACCGACUAUAUCAAACUAGGUAAAUCGAUAAAUGGAGGCGAUGAUUUGAUCAAUUCAGUAUCGGAAGAUUUAAAACAAUUCAAAUUGCAAUUGCGCCAAUAUAGUGACAAGUUUGCCAGUAUGGAUCAGUCGAUUGGUGCAGCUCUUGAAUUGCGCAAACAAUUGAUUGAGUUGAAGAGUAUAGCUAAAUUGCAACUCUUGUUGCAUGAUCAAAUUGAGGAUUUCGAACACUUGAUCAAGUUGAAGGAUCCAAUAAGUUUGCAAAACUUGCAAAAGAUCACUGCUUGCUAUCUUUCAAUCAUUAAUAUCGAUAAACAUUUGUCGAAGUUGGUUGUUAAUGGGGAUGUCAACAAUGGGGGUGGCGACAACAAUGGCAGUGGUGGUGUUUUAAAUGGUAUCAGCGAAAAUGCCAGUGGUGAUGAAAAUGGUAAUACCAAUGUCAAUGCAAUUGAGAAACAAAACUUGUUUCAACAACAGUACUUGGAUGGGAAGGUAGCAUCAGUAGUCAUGGAGUUCAAGAGUUUUGUCCAUCCGUUGAUGACUGAUAUCAAGAGAAAGAGAAUCACUGAACCUGAUUUAGUGAUGCAAGUGUUGAAUAUCCAGAAAUUGAUUGCAAAUGAAUAA
Molecule: messenger RNA, 930 nt
Organism: Lodderomyces theae
Lineage: Eukaryota; Fungi; Ascomycota; Pichiomycetes; Serinales; Debaryomycetaceae
Product: Golgi transport complex subunit
Exons: 1
Coding region: 1-930 (309 amino acids)
Biological process (GO): Golgi organization; intra-Golgi vesicle-mediated transport; protein transport
Cellular component (GO): COG complex; membrane
Source: RefSeq, a predicted model, not a curated record